AGCACGUGCAUGUGAAUGAAUAUUUAGGAAGCUUUCAUAAGAGUGUGAAAAUCUGUAGAGACACGUGGUGGCGCUGCAGGAUAACAUCUCAAGAAAGAAUUAUAGUGAAGGAUGUGGAAACUUACCCUGUGCACACAGAGAAUUGGAGAAGACAGAAAAAACAAGUCCUCAAACGGAAUUAGAAGUCAUUCGACAGGGUUAAAAAUCCUUAGGCUUCCGAGGAUUUUGUGGACAGCUCAAAAGGCACUUUAUCUAGAACUGCAUCGUGGAGCCAAAGCCAUUGUGCAGGAAGCCUUCGGCAAAGGAGCUAUGGAGAACAGAGCCGAAGGCACUCUGAAGACAAGGCAAGUCCUGCUUCUCUUUAUUUUAUUGGGAAUAUCUCAGGCGGACCCUGAGCCUGGGAGUUUUUCAGUGGAGGAGGAAAUGCAGAUCGGGGCCAUUGUAGGCAAUUUGGCAAAAGAUCUAGGACUGCAGGAGGGUGAGCUGUCCUUACGGGGGGCUCAGGUGGUCUCUAAUGAUAACAGACAGCCUUUGAAGCUGGAUAUAAAUACCGGGGAUUUGCUCUUAGUGGAAACGCUAGACCGGGAAGAGCUCUGUGGCUCCACCGAGCCCUGUGUCCUGCAUUUCCAGGUGUUAAUGAAAAACCCUUUGCAGAUUUUUCAAAUUGAACUUCAGGUCAGGGAUAUAAAUGACCACUCUCCCAUCUUCUUGGAGAAAGAAAUACUCCUAGAAAUCCCAGAGAAUAGUCCUGUUGGUGCUGUGUUCUUAGUAGAAAGUGCAAAAGAUUUAGAUGUAGGAACCAAUGCCGUAAAAAAAUACAUAAUAAGCACUAACUCUCAUUUCCACACUGAAAUGAGGGUCUAUCCAGACAAUCAGAAAUACCCGGAGUUAAUUUUGGACAAGGCGCUGGAUUAUGAAGAGCAGCCAGAGCUCAGCUUCAUCCUUACUGCGCUGGACGGUGGGUCCCCACCCAGAUCCGGGACCGUGUUGGUUCGCGUGGUGGUGGUAGAUAUUAAUGAUAACUCCCCAGAGUUUGAGCAUCCAUUUUACGAGGUAAAGAUUCCUGAGAACAGUAUCCUAGGUUCACUGCUUGUCACUGUCUCAGCUUGGGAUAUAGACUCUGGAAUAAAUGCGGAAAUAACAUAUACAUUUUCGCAUGCAUCAGAAGAUAUUCAAAAAACAUAUGAAGUCAAUCAAAAGUCUGGAGAAGUUAGUUUAACGGCACCCUUGGAUUUUGAAACAAUUGAAUCAUACUCUAUAAUAGUUCAAGCUACGGAUGGGGGAGGACUUUUUGGAAAAUCUACACUCAGAAUUGAGGUCAUAGAUGUGAAUGACAAUGCGCCAGAAAUUGCUGUGUCUUCAAUUACGAAUCCAAUCCCAGAAAAUUCACCUGAGACUGUAGUUAUAGUUUUCAGUGUCCGAGACAGAGACUCUGGGGAAAAUGGGAGAAUGCUAUGUUCUGUCCCGGAAGACCUACCAUUCGUGCUGAAAACUUCGGUUAAGAAUUAUUACACUCUAGAAACAGAGAAAACACUGGACAGAGAGACCAGGGCCGAGUACAACAUCACUAUCAUCGUCACCGACUUGGGCACACCCAGGCUCCAAACCCAGCACAACAUCACAGUGCUGGUCUCCGACGUCAACGACAACGCCCCGACCUUCACC
Molecule: messenger RNA, 1665 nt
Organism: Chinchilla lanigera (long-tailed chinchilla)
Lineage: Eukaryota; Metazoa; Chordata; Mammalia; Rodentia; Chinchillidae
Product: protocadherin beta-12
Exons: 1
Biological process (GO): homophilic cell-cell adhesion
Cellular component (GO): plasma membrane
Molecular function (GO): calcium ion binding
Source: RefSeq, a predicted model, not a curated record